AUGAUCAACAGACUAGCACUCCAUCAUUAAUUGUUCAACCGUAGCAGAGAGAGCUACAAGGCACUAGUUGGAGUAAUCUAGGUCUGUUCUACCCCUGAUAUGGAAGCAAACUUUGCUAGGAAUAAGAAGUAUAUUGAAUAGUGUGCUGAAAGGGGUGCUAAAUUAAUAUGCCUGCCCGAAAACUUUAAUCUGAUGACAAUGACAUACGAGGAAGGAGUCAAGUCUGCUCAAAGUCUAAAUGGUGCCAUCAUCAAGAGGUACAAAAAACUUGCACUUGACAAUAGAGUCUGGCUGUCACUUGGGGGUUUUCAAGAGCUAAGUGAGAAUUUCCUCAAAAGAUACAACACUCAUGUCAUCAUUGACGAGGAAGGAAAUAUAGUCUAAACCUAUCGAAAAGUGCAUUUGUUUGAUGUAGAUUUGACUUACAGAAUUCCUGGAGGCAGUCCAAUUAAUGAAAGCAAGUACAUAUAGCCAGGAAGCAUCAUUCCUGACCCAAUUCAAUCACCAAUAGGAUAUUUGGGGCCUUCUAUUGCAGUAUGUAACCAAGGGUGCUUAGGUAUUACUAGUCUCAAAGCAAUUGAGAACUAAUGCUACGUAGUUGCAGCAGACUAAGUUGGAGUUCACCAUGAAAAAAGAUAAUCAUAUGGUCACUCAAUGGUAGUGGAUCCAUGGGGCGACAUCAUAGGUUAAAUGAGUGACAAGGAAGGCUGCUUUGUUUGUGAAAUAGACUUGGAAUACCUUGACAAAGUAAGAGGCAACAUGGCUUGUCUGACCCACAUGAGAAAAGAUGUGCUUAAGUGA
Stylonychia lemnae is the source of this 801-nucleotide messenger RNA. The record is from the annotation of a GenBank genome assembly. NCBI's taxonomy places the organism in Eukaryota, Ciliophora, Spirotrichea, Sporadotrichida, Oxytrichidae.